AUGUCGUGGAACAAUCAGUACCCGCCACCUUCUGGCCCCCCUCCUGGCCAGUUUGGAUUUCCCUCGCCACACCAAUAUGCACCCCCGCCUGGCCCACCUCAGCACAGAGGAUACAAUCCGUCCUACAGCCCUUCGUAUGGGCCGCCAAGUGGACCCCCUCCAGGUCAAUUCGGAUUUCCGCAGCCCGGGGGUCCUUCCAACGCGCCAGGAUACAACCCGAGCUAUAAUCCAAGCUAUGCACCUCCUUCGGGUCCACCUCCAGUGCCAGGUAACCGCCCCGACCACACGUAUGCGCCGCCUUCUGGUCCACCGCCCAUGCCCCACCGCUCUUCCAGCGGCCCAGGCAACGGAUACCCUGGUCAAUCAUACCAUCAAAACCAGGGGAACAAUGGGCAGGGAUGGCAACAGAACAAUCCGAGCUACCCCGGGGGCGCUCCCAUUAACUGGAACACUCAGGGAGGCCAAGGUGCCAUGAACAGUAAUGCCAAUGGUGGGGGUGGAUCGCCUGGUGCCGGUCCCGGUGCUUGGUACCACGGUCCUCCUGGAGGAGAAACCGGAUAUGGAACCGGUGGACCUGGUCAUCCAGGUGGCGCUCCUUCUACGGGGAACGCUCACAUGCCCCCGACCGGACAGCAGAUGUACGGUCCCUCGCAAAAUAACGGUCCGCAAAUGUCCUUUGAAUAUUCGAUGUGUACCGGAAAGAAAAAAGUUCUCUCCAUUGGUAUCAACUACUUUGGACAAGAAGGUGAACUUCGAGGGUGUAUCAAUGAUUCAAACAAUUUGUGCGAGUUCUUAGUUCGUCAGUUUGGCUACAAACAAGAAGACAUCGUCAAACUGACAGACGACGCGACGAAUCCUAAUCAAAUGCCUACGAGAGAAAAUAUUCUCAGGGCCAUGCAAUGGCUCGUCAAAGACGCUCACCCUAAUGAUUCACUAUUUUUCCAUUACUCUGGACACGGUGGCCAGACCAAGGAUCUGGAUGGAGAUGAGGCCGACGGAUAUGAUGAAGUUAUUUACCCUAUGGACUUUGAACAUGCAGGGCACAUUGUCGACGACGCUCCGAAUGCUAAGACCAUUGCUACGAUAGGAUAUGCACGCUAUUAUGGUCAAACCACUCCCAGCAGGCUGCCGUCUGACCGCAUUUUCGACUCCUGCCACUCUGGGUCUGCUCUCGACCUUCCAUACAUCUACUCGACUGAGGGCAAAAUUAAGGAACCGAAUCUCCUUGCAGAUGCGGGCCAGGGUCUCUUGAACGUUGGGAUGUCGUACGCCCGCAGUGAUAUGGGCGGAGUAAUCAAAGGCAUUGGAAGUUUACUCAAGACUGCCACGGGUGGUCAAAAGAAGGCCGACGAGUACGCAAGGCAAACACGUACAAGUCCGGCGGACGUUAUCUCCUGGUCUGGAUGUAAAGACUCUCAGACCUCGGCGGAUACAGUCGAGGGUGGCGAAGCUACUGGUGCUAUGAGUUAUGCGUUUAUGGAAGUCUUGAGGCAAAAGCCUCAGCAGACAUAUCAAGAGCUAUUGAACAAUAUCCGAGAUGUUUUGAAAAGCAAGUACAGUCAGAAGCCUCAGCUUUCUAGCUCCCAUCCAAUGGAUACGACCAUCUUGUUCAUCACUUGA
Messenger RNA from Rhizoctonia solani, 1620 nucleotides. RefSeq names its product ICE-like protease (caspase) p20 domain protein. NCBI's taxonomy places the organism in Eukaryota, Fungi, Basidiomycota, Agaricomycetes, Cantharellales, Ceratobasidiaceae. The transcript is spliced from 16 exons. Gene Ontology annotation, molecular function: cysteine-type endopeptidase activity. Gene Ontology annotation, biological process: proteolysis. Bases 1 to 1620 code for a protein of 539 amino acids. The record is from RefSeq and is a predicted model, not a curated record.